GGGAAGGGGAGAGUGAGAAAGCGCGAUGGAAAAUGUAAGCGCGAAUGGGCUGGGAACGUGUGGGUCGGAGUCUGCUCGGGUGCUCCAGUGCACACUGGGUUUUGAUCCAUCCGCGAUCUAAGCAGUAUAAAACGUCAGCAUUGCCGAACUGACAAUCGCGCGGAGUACUCGUGCUUGGGUCAUUUUAUUACCCGCAUUAUUAUCAUUAUUAUUACGUCGUAACAAUAAUCAUUUUUACUUACGAUUAUUAUUAAUUUAUCCCCACCGUUCGAACUGUCGUUAGUUGACACGAUGUCAUUUGCAUUUUUCGAGUGCCCGACCAUCAUCAGCUAACUUUGAAGUGUUUGUUUACAUUUUGUGGAACUGUGACAUUUUUUUUGUUGUUGUUUUAUUUGUGCUUAAGGACGCAUCCCUCCUAUCGGGGGAGCAUUAAAAAUCAGCCAAAAUUAACGCCGCAAUUAUGAACUCUUAUUUUGAACAGAGUGGCUUCUACGGAAGCCACCACCACCAGGGCACAGGCUCGGUUACGGGGGCUCAUCAUCAUGAUCCUGCUGCUGCGGCGGCAGCCUACAGAUCAUUCCCUUUAAGUUUGGGAAUGUCGCCUUAUGCAUCCACUCAGCAUCACCACGCAGCACAUUCCUUACACCAAACCAGACCUCCACAAGAUUCUCCGUAUGAUGCUUCAGUAGCAGCCACAUGCAAACUAUAUUCUACCACAGACGGGCAGCAAAAUAGCUACAGUAAUCCCACGGGCAAAUCAGAUUGUUCGAAAGGUAACGUGGAUCAGAAUGGGUAUGCGGCUGUGGUAGCGGCAUCAGAGGCAGUGAAAAAUGCAUGGCAAAAUGCUACUUCGGGCACGGGUGCUAAUUUGGCAAACAGUUUAGCUGGACCCGUACGUCCAUCCGCGUGCACUCCUGAUUCUAGAGUCGGUUAUGGAUCAUCCGGGUUGAUCGGCGGAGAUCCCUCCACGAGUCCCGGAGCGGCUUCUGGUACCAGGACGUCAAAUUCCCUGUCUUCUUGGAAUAAUCCGUGUUCAUUAAAUACUUCUUCAUCGCAACCAGUUGGGACGCAGAUUCAUCAGCAGACGAACCACACUUUUUAUCCUUGGAUGGCGAUAGCAGGAUACUAUAAAGGUGCUAACGGGUUAAGGAGGCGCGGCCGUCAAACGUACACCAGGUACCAGACGUUAGAGCUCGAGAAGGAAUUCCACACCAACCACUACCUGACUAGGCGGAGAAGGAUAGAAAUGGCGCACGCGCUUUGCCUGACAGAGAGACAAAUUAAAAUAUGGUUUCAAAAUAGGCGGAUGAAGCUCAAAAAAGAAAUACAGGCAAUAAAAGAACUAAACGAACAAGAGAAACAAGCGCAAGCGCAAAAAGCGGCGGCCGCGGCAGCUGUAGUUGCACAGCAGGUGGAUCAAAACUAGUUAAUUGCCCCCCUCCCUCUCUCCAGUGAUAAUGGCGGGAUGUACGGCUGCUGAGUUCAUUUACUGAUAAGGUAAGUGAGCUUUCAGCCAUUAGAACAGCAAUACCAAAUUUAGCCACGUCUCGAUAUACGAUAUACGUAAAAAAAAAACAAAUAAUAUACUAUGCCAAUUUUGUAUUAUACAUAAUAAGAAUUGCCCAGCAUUAAGUGUGUCUAAUUUUUUUUAUUAGUUUUAAUAAACUGAAUACGUACCUUGCCUUAAAAAAUUAUUUUAGAGCAAAUAAGUAGAUACUCAAAGAAAAUAUUUAUUAUUGGCUAAAAUGUACUUGAGUCCCAUUUUCUUGAGAGGAGGGGGGCAGUUACUUUUUUCCCUUACGUCUGCAGGUUAAGUAUAAAGUAGAAUUUCGAUACUGUAAAAUUAACAAUAAUAAAUAACUAAGGAUAGUAGGCUUAUACCGUAAACAACCUUUAUAAUGUUUUGCAAAAAAUAAAAUUGGUUUUAUUUGUAUAAAUUAAAUAAUUAUCCAUUUUAAAAAAUGAUUUUUCUUUGUCAAACGUUAUGUCUACAAUUUUAAAUUACAUUUUAGCAUAUUUUAUUAAAAUUAUACAUUAUAUCGCAGAUUCGAGGCUUAUUACUGCAACAGUAUGAGACACGAAGUGGGUUAAAUUAAUGCAAAGUUUAGCAAUUUAAUACCAAAGUAUUUUUUUUUUAUUUCAAUCUAAAUGCUUCUCUGAAAAUGAUUUUUACAUUAUUUAACAUUAAUUUUUUAAAGAAGUUCUAAAUGAUUGUCAAGCUUUAUUUUAAAAAUUCAAGGCGUAGUCUCUUGAGGCACUGUUUUUUUUCGUAAAACUACUUAUUAUAACUAUUUCAUACGCAAGUUAUUUGAAUGAUAUUUAUUAUUAUAAAAAAGAUUUAAGCCAUUAUUAAAUCAGAUAAGUAUUUACCAAAAAUGCUUUAAAAUGACGUUUAUUAUUUUUGCUUUAAGUGUCUAAUGGUACUUUUCUUUUAAUUAAUAAAUUUAUUAAGUUAUUAAAAUUUCAUUUAUUAAAAAUGUUAAUUAUUUAACUUAUUUCCAGAAGCACUAAAA
Anthonomus grandis grandis is the source of this 2513-nucleotide messenger RNA. It is a transcript of the gene Ubx, whose product is annotated as homeotic protein ultrabithorax. Gene Ontology annotation, molecular function: RNA polymerase II cis-regulatory region sequence-specific DNA binding; DNA-binding transcription factor activity, RNA polymerase II-specific. The coding region runs from base 461 to 1426 and encodes 321 amino acids. Gene Ontology annotation, biological process: anterior/posterior pattern specification; negative regulation of transcription by RNA polymerase II. Gene Ontology annotation, cellular component: nucleus. NCBI's taxonomy places the organism in Eukaryota, Metazoa, Arthropoda, Insecta, Coleoptera, Curculionidae. The record is from RefSeq and is a predicted model, not a curated record. The transcript is spliced from 4 exons.